Messenger RNA from Nicotiana attenuata, 378 nucleotides. RefSeq lists its product as uncharacterized. The transcript has a single exon. Lineage: Eukaryota; Viridiplantae; Streptophyta; Magnoliopsida; Solanales; Solanaceae. The record is from RefSeq and is a predicted model, not a curated record. Bases 1 to 378 code for a protein of 125 amino acids.
AUGAUAAAUGGGGAGAUGACAAAGCCAUUUGAUGCUGCAAAAGGACUGAGACAGGGUGAUCCCAUAUCACCAUUUCUAUUUGCAAUUGCAAUGGAAUACCUAAGCAGGCUUCUUAAUGGGUUGAAAAAUGUUCAAGAAUACAAGUUUCAUCCUAGAUGUGGUAAGUUAAAUAUAAGACACCUCAGCUUUGCAGAUGACCUGCUGAUGUUUGCUAGGGGUGAUAGUAAGUCUGUCACUACUCUUCAUGCUUUCUUUAUGAAAUUUUCUGCUGCCUCUGGACUUCUAGCUAAUUCCAACAAGAGUGCAAUCUAUUUUGGACGAGUUGAUCAGGAUACAAGACAUGUAAUCUUGCAGAACACUGGGUAUUCACUUGGGUAG